This is a messenger RNA of Salvelinus namaycush (lake trout), 1011 nucleotides long. Its product is annotated as G-protein coupled receptor 6-like. The transcript has a single exon. The record is from RefSeq and is a predicted model, not a curated record. Gene Ontology annotation, molecular function: sphingosine-1-phosphate receptor activity. Gene Ontology annotation, cellular component: membrane. Bases 1 to 1011 code for a protein of 336 amino acids. Gene Ontology annotation, biological process: G protein-coupled receptor signaling pathway. Lineage: Eukaryota; Metazoa; Chordata; Actinopteri; Salmoniformes; Salmonidae.
AUGAACGAGACUUUCCUCGGUAACGACACUGUUGCGACGGCCACGUCGGCUGGAAAGGCUUUCCCGUGUAUGGAGGCCAACUAUCCAGAGAGAAACGGUAGCCUGGAACUAUCCGCCGCCCCGCAGGACUUCCCCAUCAACCCGUGGGACAUCAUGCUUUGCAUGUCGGGCACCGUCAUCGCCUGUGAGAACAGCAUCGUGGUGGCUAUCAUCUUCUAUACGCCCACCCUGCGCACCCCCAUGUUCGUGCUCAUAGGGAGCCUGGCCACUGCGGAUUUACUGGCAGGCAUGGGAUUAAUCCUCAAUUUCGUGUUCCAGUACGUCAUCUCCUCAGAGACUAUCAGCCUUAUUACUGUUGGGUUCCUAGUGGCCUCCUUCACGGCGUCCAUCAGUAGCCUGCUGGCUAUAACGGUGGACCGGUACUUCUCUCUCUACAACGCACUGACUUACUUCUCAGAGAAGACGCUCCACUAUGUGCACCUGAUGCUGGUGGGCACGUGGGGCGUGUCUAUGUGCCUGGGCCUGCUACCGGUGCUGGGCUGGAACUGUCUGGACGACCCGAACUCGUGCAGCAUCGUGCGCCCGCUCACUCGCAGCAACGUGACAUUGUUGGCGGUCUCCUUCUUCGUCAUCUUCAUACUCAUGCUGACUCUUUACUUCAAGAUCUGCAAGAUCGUAUGCCACCACGCGCACCAGAUCGCUCUUCAGAAGCACUUCUUCACUGCCUCGCACUACGUGGCCACCAAGAAGGGCGUGUCCACGCUGGCCAUCAUCCUGGGCACCUUCGGCGCGAGCUGGCUGCCCUUCGCUAUUUACUGCCUGGUGGGAGAGCGCGAGUACCCGUUGGUGUACACGUACGCCACGCUGCUUCCGGCCACCUACAACUCCAUGAUCAACCCAAUAAUCUACGCCUACCGUAAUGCCGAGAUCCAGCGCUCGCUCUAUGUCCUCUUCUGCGGCUGCUUUCAGACCAACGUAGCCUACCGCUCCAGGUCACCCAGUGAAGUUUAG